Messenger RNA from Pundamilia nyererei, 11420 nucleotides. RefSeq names its product protocadherin-16-like. Lineage: Eukaryota; Metazoa; Chordata; Actinopteri; Cichliformes; Cichlidae. The transcript is spliced from 21 exons. Gene Ontology annotation, biological process: homophilic cell-cell adhesion. The coding region runs from base 378 to 10226 and encodes 3282 amino acids. Gene Ontology annotation, molecular function: calcium ion binding. Gene Ontology annotation, cellular component: plasma membrane. The record is from RefSeq and is a predicted model, not a curated record.
UUUGGAGACGGACGUUCACCGCUCUGCCCCCACAUCGUUUGGUUUCACUUAGCGUGCUGCAGCAGUGUGUGUGAGCCCAGACAGGCGGGCAGUGGAUGCCGAUAAGACGAAAGGAAAGUUUUUACAAAGAGACCAAGUUUGCUUCUUUCUUUUUAAUCAUUUCGUCUGAUAAGAAAUCGAAGAGACCUGAAUAGGAAUUUAGAAAGAAAGAAACAAAGUGUGCCGCGGGGAUAAUGCCUUUUUUCCUGGGAUGGAUGUAACUCUGUACUUCGUCUUCAUAAGGGAACAGUGAGAGGAAUUUGUACAUCUGGAAGCGCAAGUUAUCAUCUUUAAACACCGGAAAGGAACAAAUGAAUGUUUAAAACGAAGGGGCCAAAAUGAAGACUGCUGCCAAGGGUUUUGGGAAGUCUGUAAUGGAUUCUUUGCAUCGUGAGGGUUGGUGGAGCCAAAGGAUAGUGCUAAUGGUAUAUGUGGUCUUGGAGCUUAUAGCAGUCCACUCACCUGUGGUCUUGGGAACCCUUGAGCUACAGCUAGAUGAGGAGCAACCAGCAGGUACAAUUGUAGGUGACAUCAGUGCAGGACUCCCCCCUGGCGUAACAGCAUCCUUGUACUUCAUUUCAGACCAUGAGGGCACAGGAGUAGGGAGUGAUUUGGAUAUAGAUGAAAGCACAGGCAUUAUUAAAACUGCCAAAGUUCUGGAUAGAGAAUUAAGGGAUAGGUACAACUUCAUUGCAGUCACCAUGACAGGUGUGACAGUAGAGGUGACCAUCAAGGUGAAUGAUAUAAAUGACCAUGCUCCAAAGUUCCCCAGAAAGCAAGCCACUUUUAAAAUUCCUGAACAGACAGCUAUCGGCACUAGGUUUCCUCUCGAGCCAGCUGUUGAUAGUGAUAAAGGGCAGCUUACGACACAGGGUUACCUUAUCAAGGAUGGAAAUGUUGGCCAGGCGUUCACCUUGGAAACCAGGAGAGGAAGCAAUGAAGUUCUCUAUCUGGAUUUGGUGGUCAAUACCAUUCUAGACAGAGAGAAAAGAUCCACCUAUACUUUAUCUUUGGAGGCUUUUGAUGGCGGGUCCCCCAAAAGAACUGAUCAGAUGACGUUAGAUAUUACUGUGCAAGAUAUUAAUGACAACGCUCCUGUUUUUAACCAGAGCCGCUACCAUGCUAUAAUAUCUGAAAACCUUCAACCAGGAAGUAACAUCCUGCAGGUGUUUGCCACAGAUGUUGAUGAGGGCGAUAAUGGGAUGGUGCUAUAUGAAAUUAACAGGAGACAAAGCGACCCAGAUCGCUACUUUGUCAUAGAUUCUCGCACUGGCAUCAUCACCCUCAACAAACCACUGGACUUCGAGAUGAGGAGGGUCCACGAGCUGGUGGUCCAGGCGCAAGACAACGCAACUCACCCAGAAGUGACCAAUGCCUUUGUCACCAUUCAUGUCAGAGACUACAAUGACAACCAGCCUACAAUGACCAUCAUCUUUCUCAGUGAGGACGGAUCUCCCAGAAUCUCAGAAGGGGCACAGCCAGGCCAGUACGUAGCCCGCAUCUCAGUCACUGACCCAGACUACGGAGAGUAUGCUAAUGUCAAUGUGUCACUAGAGGGAGGUGAUGGAAAGUUUGCCCUGACCACUAAAGAUAGCAUAAUCUAUUUGAUUUGUGUGGAUCAGAUUCUGGACCGCGAGGAAAGAGACACCUAUGAGCUGAGGGUGAUGGCGACAGAUUCCGGCAUGCCUCCGCUCAGGGCUGAAUCCUCCUUCACUAUCCAAGUGAUUGACAUCAAUGACAAUCCUCCUCUCUUUGACCAACCAGUGUACAGGCAGGUCAUUCCUGAAGUGGUGUUUCCAGGUAGCUUUGUGUUACAGGUAACAGCUAGAGAUAAAGACCAGGGGCCAAAUGGGGACAUAAGCUACAGCAUCCUACAAGAUGGAAGUGCUUAUUACAGCUGGUUCAGUAUAGACUCCAUUACUGGCAUUAUUACCACUCUCUCCCAGCUGGAUUAUGAAAAGAACCCUAGUCCCAGUAUAACUGUGGUGGCCACUGAUGGAGGAAAGCCAUCUCUUUCAUCCACUGCAGUUGUAAACAUCUUUCUUCAGGAUAUAAAUGACAACGAGCCUGUUUUUGAGAGAAACUUCUACAACGUGUCUGUCGAGGAGAACACAGCACCGGGGACCUGCAUUCUCGAGGUGACUGCGGCAGAUGCAGACAGUGGCUCCUAUGGCUUGAUUACCUAUUCUCUUGGCUCUGGCAUUAACAGCGCUGUUCCCUCUAAAUUCACCAUUGGCAAGGAGACUGGCCAGAUCUGCACUACUGCUGCACUAGACAGAGAUCAAGGACCAGCCAGCUUCGACUUUACUGUUACUGCAGUAGAUGGGGGUGGACUGAGCUCAGUGGCCUAUGUCAGGGUAGAUCUGGUGGACAUUAAUGAUAACAGACCCGCUUUCUACCCUCUCAGUUAUGCUGUUAGUUUGAGCACACAGAGUGCCCCUGGGACAUCUGUUGUCAGAGUGACAGCCUAUGACCCAGACUCAGGCAAGAAUGGGCGAAUUACAUACAAAACAGUGCCUGGAGGGGCUUCUCCAUACUUUACUCUCAACAAAGACACAGGUGUGAUCUCACUGUCUCGAUCUGUCUAUGGAAAGGCCAACUCUGUCGUUCCAAUGGUUAUCUCUGCUCAGGAUGGUGGUGGUCUUGUUGCCUUAGUGAAUGCCAGAGUUAACAUUAGUGUGGUGGCAGGUUUAGUGGCUCCGCCCGUGUUUGAAAAGACUCAGUAUUACUUCACCGUGUCAGAGGACGUCCUGCGCGGGACUGUUGUGGGAAUCGUCCAGGCCAGCAGUAAAACAGGCAUCUCUAGAGAUAUUUCCUAUACCAUCAGCUCUGGAGACCCUGCAGGCUACUUCACAGUUGAUCCUGACACCGGGGCCCUAAGGACCAGUCUUCCCCUGGAUCAUGAAGCCCAAUCAGCUCUUGAUUUGGAGGUGCAGGCCCGCAGCGGCAACCCUCCUGCCUUUGGCCAGACCCGUGUCCACAUUACCAUUGCAGAUGUCAACGACAACCCACCUGUUUUCCUGCCCUCAUCCUCAGAGUCCCUGCUGCUGCCAGAGCAUACAGAAAUGGGCACAGUAGUUUAUCGUGUCCAAGCUGAGGACAGAGACUCAGCAGUCAAUGGACAACUCACCUUUGACCUUUCUUCUUCAAAUGGACUCCAGAGGAUUUUUAGCGUAGAGCGCAGCAGUGGAGAGAUUCGAUUGGUAGGGAGCCUCUCUUAUGAGAAUACCCCCCGUUAUGACCUCCAGGUUAUCGCCAAGGAUAGUGGAGUACCCCAGCUAAGUGCCACCUUCAUGCUUGUGGUUCAUGUCCAGGCAGAGAACGACCAGGGUCCUGUGUUUGACACCCUCACGUACCGCGUUGAAUUAAAAGAAGGAACUCCAAUAAGCACACGCUUUCUGCAAGUCAGAGCUUUGAACAGAGAAACACCAACCUCUGGCCACGUUGCUCCCCUGGCAUAUCAUUUACGUCCAGAUGGAGAUGCUGCAGGUUUUGGCAUUGCUGCAGACAGCGGCUGGCUGUUCGUGAAGAGUGCCCUGGACAGGGAAGUCAAGGACAUGUACCUCCUGACAGUGUUAGCCAGUACAGGCCAUGGACAGUUAAAGAAGACAGGCAGUGCCACAGUGCGGAUAUCGGUGACUGAUGAGAAUGAUAACUCUCCUCGGCUCACGCAGGAAAGGGUCUUCAUGGCUGUGAGAGAGAACCUGCCUCCGGGAACAGGCUUUGGUCACGUGUUGGCCACAGAUCGCGACAGCGGCCCCAACGGACGCCUCGCUUACCGCUUUCUGCAUCCUGACCGUCACUUUCAGAUUAACACCCACACAGGUGAGAUCAGCACAAGGAUGACUCUGGACAGAGAGCAGCAGUCUACUUACCAGCUCUUGGUGGUGGCACAAGACGGAGGUUCACCCCCUCGUAGCGCCACAGGCACCGCUUUCAUCACUGUACUGGACGAAAAUGACAACGACCCUGUUUUCAUCCACAGUCAGUCAGGGAAAAACAUCAUAAUUCAGGUGAUGGAAGGUCAGCCUUCUGGGGUUGUACUGGGUACACUGCAAGCCAAAGACCCUGAUGAAGGGGAGAAUGGCACAAUAUUCUAUUCUUUGUCAGGUCCCAGAGCUGAGCGCUUCUCUUUGAACACAAACACUGGCGAGUUGCGUUCGUCAUCCCCUCUCAGCCACUCGGAACGGGCUGAGUACACUCUGACGGUGACAGCCACCGACAGAGGACUGCCCCCUCGCAGCACCUCCUGCUCCCUCACCAUUCAGGUUAUCAGCAUUAACAGACCUGCUACCAAGAAGAAUUCACUCUCCAUAACUUUCAACUCGGUGGAGGAGGCCAAGCCCGGGUCUGUUAUUGGCUCGGUCCGCCUCCAUGAUAGAGGAACCUUAGAGGACGACAAGGUGACCUACACAGUGGUGGGGGGUACGGACCGAGAUGGCACAUUCGUUGUGGAUCGUCUGACUGGGGACGUUUACUUGGCUCGUCCUCUUGACUAUGAACGAGACUCGCGCUACAAUCUGCAAAUUGAAGUGGAUGACUUCUCCGAGGCCCCUCCAAGCAGCACUCUUGUCCACCUGGACAUCGACAUAGAGGACAGUAAUGACCACACUCCUCAGUUCCCAGAGGACCCCAUCACAAUUGUCAUCUCUGAGAGCAUGGAUCCUGGCUCCUCUGUCUAUACUUUCCAGGCCACAGAUAAGGAUGGCAGCGGGUCCAACAGCAAACUGGUGUAUUCCAUACUACAACAGUGGCCAAAUACCCCAGGUCUAUUAACCCUCGACCCAUCAACUGGGGUUCUCUCCUUGGGCCAGAAGCUGGACUAUGAGGUCACUCCAAACCUCAUCCUGGUUGUAAAAGCAACAGAUUCUGCUCCUGAUGUCAGCCAGAGGCGCUGGGGUUCUGUCACGGCAAGGCUGUAUGUGACCGAUGAGAAUGACAAUCCACCAGUGUUCAUAUCGCCAACAGCUGUCAGUGUGAUGGAGGAUCAGCCAGUGGGCUUUGUAGUGCUGUAUGUCAUGGCCAGAGAUGCAGACCAAGGGGAGAAUGGUAGAGUGACCUACAGAAUUCAAUCAGGCAACACUGCAGGGACAUUCAGUCUCAACCCUAGUACAGGCUCUCUGUCUAUUUUCAAACCUCUGGACCGCGAGGAGCAGGACAUCUUUAACCUCACAGUAAUCGCUGAGGAUCACGGGAUACCCCAACACUCGUCCAUCCAGCUGCUGUGUGUGCAUGUGAUCGAUGUUAAUGAUGAGGCGCCCUGGUUUGAGCAGAGCCAGUAUGAAGUAGAGAUCUCGGAGAACCAACCUCCAGGAACCAGUGUGCUGACAGUGUCUGCCACUGAUCUGGACCAAGGAAGCAAUGGCCAGGUGACAUAUGACGGUAUCUCACAGGAGGGUUUCAGCAUCAACCCAGUAUCAGGUGUGAUUAUGAUUACUAAGUCUCUGGACAGGGAGCUUCAGGAAUACUACACUGUCACAGUGUCUGCAAAAGAUGGAGGCCUUCCACCGAACUAUGCUAAAGCAACUGUGAGGAUCAAGGUGACUGACGUUAAUGACAACGCCCCUGUCUUUGGACGUCUUUACUACAGCAUAGAGGUGCCUGAAAACCUGGAAGCACUACCUCUGUUCACCCUUCGAGCCACUGAUCAGGAUGCGGGAGACAACGGCAGGAUAAACUACAAAAUUACAGCUGGAGAUUCAUCCGGAGACUUCCGCUUGGAUGGCCAGUCAGGUGUCCUGUCCACCUCACGGCCCCUUGAUCGGGAGAAGAGGCCUGGGUACAGUUUAACGGUGAUAGCUCAGGACCAGGGCCACCCUGCACUUAGCAGCACUGCCACUGUAGAAGUGAUAGUCCUGGACAUCAAUGAUCACAGCCCCCAGUUUCAGAGCAGCAGCUACACAGCAGAAAUUUUGGAAGAUGUUCCCAUUGGGUCACUCGUCCUGGAGGUGAAAGCCAUUGAUUUGGACCAUGGCCCUAAUAGCCAAGUGCUGUACUUUCUGAGCCAUGGCUCCCAGAGCAUGUUCAUGAUAGACCAAAACACAGGUCGCAUUAUCACAGCAUCCCCCCUCGAUAGAGAGAGAACAGCUUCUUACACUUUUGAGGUGUGUGCCACCGAUUCUUCCCCCGCAAACCCACGUAACUCCACUGCUCAGGUGACGAUCUAUAUUCAGGAUGUGAACGACAAUGCUCCGUUCUUCAUUCAGGACCCACUUAUUGUGAAUGUCUCCGCCAGUAGUGUCUCUAAUCGUCGAGUUUUGGCCACUAUGAGAGCAGAGGACAAAGACUUUGGAGCUAAUGGCUCUGUUUUUUAUCGUUUCGCCAACUCUGUCAGAGGGUUCACCAUUAACUCACUGACAGGAGAAAUCCAGGCCACAGAGAAGCUGCAGACCAUGACCCAAAGCCAACGGACUUUGAUAGUUCAGGCCAUGGACCAAGGGAACCCAGCACAAUCUUCCCUGGGAGUGGUUAUCAUUUACAUAAAGGAGCAGAGCUACAGUGGGAUUCGCUUCUCUCGCACAGCAAGAGAUGUCAGCCUGCAAGAGAACGCUGCUAAAGGCACAGUAGUAACACAAGCUCAGGCCCAGUACCCAGAUGGCUCUAAAAAUGGGAUCACCUACAGUAUAUUCAGUGGCAAUAAAUUGCAGUCUUUUGGAAUAAACACAAUUACUGGUGAAAUAUGGGUCCAGAAAUCUGAAGGACUGGACUUUGAGGAGACCCCAAAACUCCGCCUUGUGGUGAAAGCUGAGACAGCAUCCUCUAGCUCCUACAUGGCUGUCAACUUAAUCCUUCAGGAUGUAAAUGACAACUUGCCACGCUUCCAACUCCAGAACUAUGUAGCCUACAUUAGGGAGGCGCAAGGCUACGAUUUUCCCAUUAUCCAGGUGGCCGCAGACGACCGGGACCAGGGUCAAAAUGGUCAGGUGACUUACUCUAUCAGGUCAUCAUCCAUGAGUGGCUUGUUUAAGAUAGACCCACUGACUGGAAGCGUUACCACUGCAGCCAUAAUGGACAGGGAAAUCUGGACCCAAACGAAGCUUGUUGUUACGGCAACAGACCGGGGAACCCCACGGCUCGCUGGCUCUGCCACCCUCACUGUGAUCAUCAUUGACCUCAAUGACAACAGUCCCAUGAUUCCCCUGCCUCAGAAGAUUCGAGUGCCUGAGGAUACUCUCAUUGGCACAAUAAUCACCCAGGUAACGGGGAAUGAUGUGGACUCGGGGCCAGCCCUCUCCUACACGUUACACCUAGAUGCAAGCAGCCAAGGCAUGUUUGGAAUUCAUUGUUAUGGAGGAGGAGUGUCGCUGACUGGACCACUAGACUACGAGGAAAGGACGUGGUACACUCUGACCGUUCGCACAUCUGACUCUAAACAUCAAAGCAAGGCCAACCUCACUGUGCUGGUGGAUGAUGUGAAUGAUAAUUCCCCCACCUUUACCCAGGAUUUGUAUCAGGUGGCUGUAUCAGAGCACCUCCCUGCAGGCAGCGCAGUCGUCACCGUAACAGCCACUGACCGUGACUCUGGGGACAAUGGGAAAAUUACUUACAGAGUCAUGUCAUCAACGAAAGGUGUCUUCUACAUUGACCCAGUCAAUGGUACUCUAUUUACUAAACAAAAGACUGAGUUUGACUUCGAGAAUCCCUCCAUUCUGGUGGUGAUUGAGGCACGAGACCAGGGUACUCCAUCCCUUUCAGCCAUUGCCACUGUGCAUGUUCAAGUGUCUGACAUAAACGACAACGCCCCCAUCUUCCAUCAGUCAGAGUACAGAGCCACUGUGUCUGAAGACGGCCUUCCUGGAUCAACUGUUCUGACAUUAGAAGCUGUGGAUGGAGACCUGUUACGGGAUAACUGUGGUUUUGAUUUUGCUAUUGCCAGUGGCAACUCGGGUAAUGCCUUCCAGAUUGAGAGCAGCGUGCGCUUCUUGGAGGGGCGGGGCUUCCAGACAGUUGGGAGUCUAAUCCUGGUAGAGAAGCUGGACUUUGAAGCGGUACCAAGUUAUAACCUGACGGUUGUGGUGUCAGAUCGUGGAAUCCCUCAGCGUAGCUCCAGCGUUCCUAUCAUUAUCAGUGUUACAGAUGCCAAUGACAACCCUCCAGUAUUCAGCCGAACAGAGUACAGUGUGAUUCUGAGUGAGGGUACGGCAGCAGGGACUGAGAUCUUGCAUUUAUCUGCCACAGAUCCAGAUUCUGCUCCAAAUAGUGAGGUCCAGUACUCUAUAAGCUCAGGAGAUGAGACAGAUCUUUUCCAUGUAGACCAGUGGACUGGAGCUUUGAGGCUGCAGAGACCUCUGAACAGCGAGACACAGUUGUCCCAUUUGAUUGUUGUCCAGGCCACUGAUGGCCAAGGACACUUUGCUUUGGUCCCUGUCAGUAUAGAAGUGAAGGACAUCAAUGAUAACCAGCCUUUCUUUCCCCUCAAUCUAGUAACUGCAAGCAUCAGGGAAAACCAACCCCAGAACGCCUUAGUUACCAUGCUGCAUGCAAUUGACCAUGACAGAGGGGUUUUUGGACAGCUAAGGUACUACAUGUUAGACUCCUUUAAAGAAGGAAAAGAGGGCUUCUUCAUCAAUCAUACUUCAGGUGAAAUACGGACCCGCUCUUCUUUUGACUUUGAGAAGAUAAACUCAUUCCAGUUUGUGGUCAUGGCUGUGGAUGCAGGCAACUAUUCUGCUACUGUAACAGUGAAGGUUUAUGUUACGGGGGAGGAUGAAUAUGAUCCUGUUUUCACCUCUUCAGAGUUCUUAUUUGAAGUGCCUGAGGGAGCAAAGAAGGGUCAGGUCAUUGGCAAAGUGCAAGCCAGAGAUGAGGACGGGGGUGUGGAUGGUGUUGUACUCUACUCCUUAGCAGACCACUCGCCUUAUUUUGAAGUCAAUAAAUCAACUGGAGAGGUUUCUUUAAAAACGGAUAGCUACAGUAGACACAUGAGUCGCUCUAAAAGAGAGCUACGUCUGAUGACACUGGAUGUGAGCGCUCACAGCCCUUUGGAGACGUCUCGCAUAUCAGUGGCCAAAGUUACCAUAGAUGUUACCCAUACAUCUUUUGGUCUCACCAGAGACGUGAACAUGUUGCUCGUCAGUGUCAUUGCAGUUUCACUUGGGAUCAUAGUCAUACUGAUAACAAUUGCUGUGGCACUAUUUUUUGUUAAGUUAAGACGUCGGAAGAAGGAGAAAAAGACACACGAACGAACACCAAUGUCAGGGACCCUGCUGCACAAGUUUGAGGAAACAAAACUAGCAGCCAAUGAAAUGAUUUACCAUCAGGCGCUUCCUGGAUAUGCAACUGAUCAAAGAGGAACUAGUGGGGGUCCGUACACCCGUGGCGGAUCCCUAGAUCCUUCUCACUCCAGUGGUCGAGGCUCUGCCGAGGCAGAGGCAGCAGAGGAUGAUGAGAUCAGGAUGAUUAAUGAAUAUCCCAGAGUGUCAAGCAUCUCCUCGUCAAUGCAGGAGCACAUCUCUGCCCGAGGUCCAGACUCCGGAAUCCAGCAGGAUGCUGAUCAGCUAUCAGAUGUGUCUUGUGAGCCUUCUAUUGAUUGGUUCAAAGGAAAGAAAGCGGGCAGCGUCAAUAGUACUUUGUUAGCUGGCCAGGUGCCAAUCUACAGGGACGAAGGGUGCGGGUAUGUAGGCGUGGGACGAGGACUCAGCAUCUCCCGCCCUAAAGACUACACUUUCCCUGAGGACGGAAAGCCCUCCGCAGAUGGCUCCCUCACAGCCAUUGUGGCCAGUGAUGAGGAGCUGAGGGGCAGCUAUAACUGGGACUACCUGCUAAACUGGUGUCCCCAGUUUCAACCUUUAGCUAAUGUCUUUACUGAAAUAGCACGUUUAAAAGAUGAAACUGCGCCUCCUCAUCCUCGCAGGUCAUUUCAUCACAAAGCAAAAGCAGAGUCAAGAAUUGACCCUCCACCUCUCAUAACCUCUGUGGCCCACCCUGGGGCCAAAACUGUGCAUCCAAAGCCUGCCGUAGGUAGGACAUUCCCAAAUCUGGCUUCCUUACGAAGAUCGCCCAUCAGCGCUGAGGGAUCCAUCUCGUCAAUCGCGAUGUCUCCAAGUUUCUCCCCGUCUCUCUCACCACUGGCAGCACGUUCGCCUGCAAUUACACCCUUCAGUGUCUCACAGGGCCCCUCUGCCUCCGUGAUCAGCACAACUGAACAUAAUUUGGAACACAGUGAAGAGGCAGAGCUGAGGAUUUAAAUUUUAAAGGGUGAACUGAGCUGAAUCACUGCUGUUCUAAUCUUGUUCUACUGUAUGACCACAGAGGCUGCAACCUGAAAUGAGGCAAUGCUAUUCUCUCUUCUGUUUUCUCAAGAGAAGUACACAAUGUUAUAUCGAAAAGUCCAAAUAGCUGAAGAUGUGGUGCUUUUUCAUGAAAAAAAUACAUCACUAGCAGGCCAAAAAAGGACUAUGCCUUGUGUGUGUGUGUGCGUGUGUGUGUGCAUGUGUGCCUGCAUUUGUGCAUUAAAUAAACAUAUGCUUUUGUUGAUCAGUGUUAAUUUGCACAUUUUAAUGGAGAUUCAUAAACGAUGUCAAUAUUUUGUACAAAAGCAUUGUCUAUAUUUUUAUAUAUGUGUGGUUUCUGACAAAAUCUGGCAUUAACGUGUCAAAGGGGGUGCAAAAACCUCAGAAUACAUUUUUAUAUUUGUAUAUUUGCUGAUGUACUGUAUACUUAUUUGUACUGUACGUUUGUGGCGUAUCUUGUAAUUCUUAACUUUGUGGUUUUAAGUGAAGCUCACCAUUAAUUCUUCAUGAAAUAGGAUUUUUGUAGGAGAUAAUUGUAAAUAUUUAUAGAAGAAGAAACAACCUCGCUUGAACAAAUGAAACAUCAGUCAGAAUAGAGUAUUAUGUGACUUUCUUACAAUUCAGUGUUUGAUCUUCCAUCCAAGGUAACAAUGAAUGUGAAAUGCUGAAAAUUUGUCUUAGUCCUUAACACGCACCUGAUCACAUUCUGCAAAAUAGGACUUGACAUCCAAUGAUCCUGUUUUUCAGGCACAUGGCUUUAAUUUCUCACAACAAGCCUUACUGCUUAUCUUUUCUUUGCAUUGUGACACGAAAAACGAAUAAGGGAACACUGAGCAGCUACUUGGUAAAUGUAAAAUAGUUUGCCUUAUCUGCAGCCUGAUCUUUCCAGAGAAUGUAAGCUGUUUGUUUAUCUACAUAACUAACGUUCCUCAGAUAAAUGUUAAGAACAAACACUCGAAAUGUAAAAAUUAGUGCUAUCCUAACACUGAAAUUUUCCUAACACAGUUUUAUUUUUUGUCAUCUUUAGUUCUGUCCAGAUUUUUUCUUUUCCCUUUGGUGUAAAUGUAUUGACAAACUCACUUUGUGUUACUUGGACCAUUUUUCCCAACUCCUUUCAGCAGCAGUAUACACAACAUGUAUGUAAAUUAA